Molecule: messenger RNA, 1758 nt
Organism: Camellia sinensis
Lineage: Eukaryota; Viridiplantae; Streptophyta; Magnoliopsida; Ericales; Theaceae
Source: RefSeq, a predicted model, not a curated record
AUGCAGAUAGGUGAUGCUUCGACUAGACGCAGUAAGGUUGAUUCAGAACUUGUAAUGGAUUUUAGUAAUGAAUUUGUUACUCAUGAGAUAUUCAAGAGUCGAGAUGAGUUAAUUCGAUGGGUACGUCAAGUUGGAAGAAGAAAUGGAUUUGUUAUUGUCGUGCAGAAAGCAGAUGGAGGUGGUAUUCGAGAAUAUCUUGAGGGUCAUUCUUAUGCUGGAAGGUUGUCACAUGAGGAAACCUCUUUGUUGGUAGACAUGUCGAAGAGUAUAGUACGACCGAGUAAGAUAUUGGUUACAUUAAAACAACGUAAUGAUGCAAAUGUUUCCACAAUGAAGACAAUUUACAAUGCACGUCAUAGGUAUAAAGUUGCUGAGAAAGCUGGGAGAUCUCAAAUGCAACAACUAUUAGUUGCAUUUGCAUACCUCCAGUAUGAGAAGGAGGAUAACUAUACAUGGACACUUGGUCUUUUGCGUAAUGUCAUGGAUGAAAAUACUCUCCCUUCUGUUGUUGUCACAGAUAGAGAAUCGGCCCUUAUGAAUGCCAUAUGUACAGUGUUUCCUACAACUACAAAUUUGUUGUGUAGAUGGCAUAUUGGAAAAAAUGUGCUUGCUAAUUGCAAAAAGAUGUUUAAGACAAAGGAUAAAUGGGAAAUGUUUAUAAUGAGUUGGAAUAUGUUGGUUAUGUCAUCGUCUGAAGAAGUAUACAUGCAACGACUGUCUUUGUUAUAUAGUGAGUUCAGUACUUAUGAAGAUGCACUUCAUUAUGUUACCUCAUCUUGGUUGGAUACGUACAAGUCGAAAUUUAUGACUGCUUGGACUGACACAUUUAUGCACUUUGGAAAUUCUACAACAAAUAGUGAAAUAAAAUCAUCAUUUGAGAAAAACAAGAUAGUUGUGCAACAUGAUUUCAAACCUGCGCAGUUUAAGGAGCUUCGUGGUAAUGUCUUAAUUACUGCAUUAGAGAUCUUAUUGGCAGAGUCUAAACGAGCAUCUUCUGUUGGUAUUGAUAUUACUACAUGUGGAUGUGUUGUUCGACGUACUCAUGGUUUGCCAUGUGUACAUGAGAUAGCAAAUUACAUGAGGAAAAAUCGGCCAAUUCCCCUUUCAUCGGUUUAUUCAUAUUGGACUAAGCUUGAUAUGUUGAGUACCCCACACACUGUAAGUGAAGAGUGGACUUGUACACCUAAGUUAGAAUUGUUUGCCAAACGAUUCGAGGAGGUGGAUCCAAAUAUGAAGAGGUUUUUGUUACAAAAAUUGAGGGAGUUAGCCAAACCUGAUUGUACAUUUUUUAUUGAGCCGGAAUUGAAGUCUAAUCCACGGGGUCGACUAAAAUUGAAGAUUAAGACCUCCACUCGUCGUGAGCCAUCUGCGUUUGAAAUAGUUGCUUCAGCACAAGAUAGUUAUUCACCCGGAGUCAUUGCCAAGGCGAGUGUAACAACAAAAAAGGUUCACCAGUUUCGAUCAUUGAAUCCAAAUUGCUUUUUAGAGGCAUUCCCUUCUGAAUUGAGACGAUAUAUUAAAUACGUUAAGGAUGUUGCAGCAGAUGGCAAUUGUGGGUUCCGAGUUAUUGCUGGUUUGAUGGGUUUUGGAGAAGAAGGAUGGUUACAAGUGAGAAAAGAUUUACUUAAAGAGUUACAUGAGCAUAAUGACCACUACAGGAAAUUAUUUGGAUCACAAGAGAAAAUCGAUGACCUUACCAACAUCUUGGCAUAUUUUGAACCAAACCCUGGGGUUGGACCGGUGGAUGACGAUGCCUAA